CAAAGCCUGUUACAACUGUUGAUUCGUGUCGUUGGAAGGAUAAUAAGGUUUUACGCCCUAGCAACAAACAGCCGUCGGCGAUUUGGCUGCGUAAUUUCGACCGCGUUCUGGGAAGACACUAUUAGACUGCAUAUAUUGCACUCUUAUUUCUGCGAGUGCUUGUGUGACGGACAAAUUGAAAACAGGAGUGUGUCCAUAAGCGCGUUCGAUGACCCGGUUUUGUGAACAAAAUACGCGGAAACUGGGUUUUCACUGAGAAGGCAACAAUGGUACGGAAGUCAUUCGGGCGACUCGCUGUCGCUGUCGCGGCGCACAUUCUUCUGGGACUCGUGGGCCUCGAGAAAACGAGAGCCCUGGCGGAUGAAACCAAAGUUCCGUGCACGCCAGAGGCGUGCCACAAGUCCUGUCAAGAUUCAGAGCCGAAGAAGAAAGUGCUAAACACAACAUGCCCCGAGUCCAACGUAUGUCACUGCAUAUACGAAGUCGACUGCACAGAAGAUAAUUGCCGUGACUACUGUAAGGAAAAUGUCACAAGCAAUGACCUGAAAGGUUCUAUGUGCAUACAAAACUUCUGCUACUGCAAUAAAACGACAGGCGACAUGAGGAGGUCAGAAACGGAUGACAUUUCACACAGUGGAUUUCACUUCUCAGACGCACGGAAUUCGUUCAUUACGUAGCCUGUGGUAAUCAAGUCACUUUGUGUAGUUUCACGGUUAUAGCCAUGAAAUAAAGCUUUUUCUGAGACCUCA
Molecule: messenger RNA, 749 nt
Organism: Dermacentor andersoni
Lineage: Eukaryota; Metazoa; Arthropoda; Arachnida; Ixodida; Ixodidae
Source: RefSeq, a predicted model, not a curated record